AAAAAAGUAUAUCAAUGUCUAAAAGUUUAGGUUAUAUUAAUUAAUUUUCUCUCCGCUCCUGGCGAACGGCGCGUUAAAUAAAAUUUAACUACAUAAAACUAAAACGAUGUCGGACAGUGAACUCAUAAGCUCAAAGAGUCGCAUUCUUGAUUUGUUCGCUGAGUUAGACGACAGUGAACUAAAUUCUAUUGAACAAUGGAUUUGCAGCCAAUCUUAUAAGAAAGACUUGGAAGCAAAGAAAACUCUGAUAAGAACAGAUAAAUUGCUGACCAAAACAGGAGAUGCUAUUAAAAAGCUUGUUCCAUUUGAGGCAGAAAUGUCUUCUGAGAAGAUAGUCCCACCAACAGUUGGGGACCAGGCAGAUUGUACUGAGAGCAACACUUGCCAUGUAGAUGAGUUCCUUUAUGACCAUGACCAAGUGGACACUCUGGUGAAAGAAGGGAAGUUGAAAAGGCACUACUGUAUAGAUUGCAAUUCUCGAAAUGUCAAAGAAUUAAUAUACAUUUCACAUUCAAUGUCAAGACAGGCUUUACAGUACAUAUUUAAAGUCCUGCUCCCAAGUGAUUUAGAAGAUAAACAAAUAUUGGAUGUUGGAUCUAGAUUAGGAGCAGUACUAUAUGGGGCAUAUUACUUAUCAAAUGCAUCAUCAAUAAUUGGUAUUGAAAUGAACAAAGAAUUCUGUGAGGUUCAAGAAAAAAUAAUACACAAGUUCUCCAUGGAUGCAGAUAGAAUAAGAGUUAUUCACUCAGAUGUAAUGGAGAGACCCGACAUUGUUCAACAAUCAAACGUCAUUAUUAUCAAUGUCCUAGACUUCUUUGUUGAUAUUCCAAAACAUAAGGAAAUGUGGCAUUUUUUCAAGAAACAUAUCAAAAAGGGGAGCUAUUUAAUUUGCAACAGGAGUAUGGCCGACACUUUGAAUAGUUUAGAUAUGUUUGAAGAACUGAUGAAUUGGCUAAGCAUUUGCAUACCUAACCAAAUGAAAAAUGAAAUAUUUUUUGAUGUUGAAGAUUGCAGUGAAUUGUAUUUAUACACUGUAAAUUAAAGUUUUUUUUUUCAACA
Molecule: messenger RNA, 1059 nt
Organism: Pectinophora gossypiella (pink bollworm)
Lineage: Eukaryota; Metazoa; Arthropoda; Insecta; Lepidoptera; Gelechiidae
Exons: 4
Coding region: 107-1042 (311 amino acids)
Molecular function (GO): methyltransferase activity
Source: RefSeq, a predicted model, not a curated record